CAGACAGACAGACAGACAGACAGACAGACAGACAGACAGACAGACAGACAGAGAGCGUCCGUGCGUGUGUAUGCCUGUGCGUGCGCUCGUGCGAGACACCGCCCUGCUGAGAUCCCAUCUGCAAAUAGACACACCCUGAACUCUAGCUCAGAGGGAUUUGCCUAUUUGCUCAUGCAAUUUACACUACAAUUAGCUUUUUCUUAGAGAGAAAAUCAAAACCAUGCAUUUAAAGAUUUCUAUUUGGUUGCACUUGAUUGGUUGAUUUCUAUUUCUACAUUUGAAAGCAGGUUUAACUGUGCCGGCUGUAACCACUAGCAAUUAACGAGAGAAACAGCAGAGGGCGCUCUAGGACAUUACUUCAGUUACCUCAACAUCCACUUCAGCUUUAUUUGUUAACCUACUUUCCUUUACUGUGCUGUCUUUGCACAAUGUUGUAUUAAAUGAAUGAAUUGAAAUGACAACACAUUGGUGUGCUGUAGUACAGGUGGGCACCUUAUAACACACCUGAAGGAUAUGCUAGAAGCCAUGUAAUAGAGUCAAUGGAAUCCUCUGCUGGGUCCAUACACGACGUAAUAGAUGCUGGGUCUGGGUCACUCAAAUUCAGAGGGGUGUGGGGAAGAGGGAGGCCACAAGGAGCAUAUCUGUUCUCUUCUCUCCCUCCAUUCAAACUCUGAUUCUGCUCUGACUCCAUCUCUAGCUCUGACUCCAUCUCUGACUCCAUCCCAAGCUCUGACUCCAUCCCUAGCUCUGACUCCAUCCCAAGCUCUGACUCCAUCCCUAGCUCUGACUCCAUCUCUGACUCCAUCCCUAGCCCUGACUCCAGCUCUGACUCCAGCUCUGACUCCAGCUCUGACUCCAUCUCCAACUCUGACUCCAUCUCCAACUCUGACUCCAUCUCCAGCUCUGACUCCAUCUCCAGCUCUAGCUCUGACUCCAUCCCUAGCUCUGACUCCAUCCCUAGCUCUGACUCCAUCCCUGACUCCAUCUCCAGCUCUGACUCCAUCUCCAUCUCUGACUACAUCCCUAGCUCUGACUCCAUCUCCAUCUCUGACUCCAUCUCCAGCUCUGACUCCAUCUCUAGCUCUGACUCCAUCUCUAGCUCUGACUCCAUCCCUAGCUCUGACUCCAUCUCUAGCUCUGACUCCAUCCCUAGCUCUGACUCCAUCCCUAGCUCUGACUCCUUCUCCAUCUCUGACUCCAUCUCUAGCUCUGACUCCAUCCCCAUCUCUGACUCCAUCUCCUGCUCUGACUCCAUCCCUAGCUCUGACUCCAUCCCUAGCUCUGACUCCAUCCCUAGCUCUGACUCCAUCCCUAGCUCUGACUCCAUCCCUAGCUCUGACUCCAUCUCUGACUCCAUCUCUGACUCCAUCUCUGACUCCAUCUCCAUCUCUGACUCCAUCCCUAGCUCUGACUCCAUCCCUAGCUCUGACUCCAUCCCUAGCUCUGACUCCAUCCCUAGCUCUGAUUCCAUCCCUAGCUCUGAUUCCAUCUCUAGCUCUGACUCCAUCUCCAUCUCUGACUCCAUCUCCUGCUCUGACUCCAUCUCCUGCUCUGACUCCAUCUCCUGCUCUGACUCCAUCCCUAGCUCUGACUCCAUCUCCUGCUCUGACUCCAUCUCCUGCUCUGACUCCAUCUCCUGCUCUGACUCCAUCUCUAGCUCUGACUCCAUCCCUAGCUCUGACUCCAUCCCUAGCUCUGACUCCAUCUCCAGCUCUGACUCCAUCCCUAGCUCUGACUCCAUCUCUAGCUCUGACUCCAUCCCUAGCUCUGACUCCAUCCCUAGCUCUGACUCCAUCUCCAGCUCUGACUCCAUCCCUAGCUCUGACUCCAUCCCUAGCUCUGACUCCAUCCCUAGCUCUGACUCCAUCUCUGACUCCAUCUCCAUCUCUGACUCCAUCUCUAGCUCUGACUCCAUCCCUAGCUCUGACUCCAUCCCUAGCUCUGACUCCAUCUCUAGCUCUGACUCCAUCCCUAGCUCUGACUCCAUCUCUAGCUCUGACUCCAUCCCUAGCUCUGACUCCAUCUCUAGCUCUGACUCCAUCCCUAGCUCUGACUCCAUCUCUGACUCCAUCCCUAGCUCUGACUCCAUCCCUAGCUCUGACUCCAUCCCUAGCUCUGACUCCAUCUCUAGCUCUGACUCCAUCCCUAGCUCUGACUCCAUCUCUAGCUCUGACUCCAUCCCUAGCCCUUAUAGAGCUGCUGUUUACACUUUUCCACUCCUUUCUUUUCCUUUUUUCUCUUGUCUUUCUCCCACUCUCUUUUUCUCCUCUCUUUCUUUAGGUGAAAGCAUGUAGGGAGGGAGGGAGGUUGGCUGGCUGGCUGGCUGGCUGGAUACAUGGUUGGAUAGCUGGCUGAGAAGGAGACUAUGAGGCUGUAUUGAGCAAUCGGGGGAUUUGUGUGUUGGCCGAGAGACAAUAUGGGACACUGCCAUGACAGCUGAACUGUUUCUGAUAUUUAUCUAGUGUUGUUGCAGGGAGGCCCAGGAAUUUAUAGUCGCUUGCCCAUCAGCUUAACUAAGAAUACAGUCAGUGUGUGUUUGUG
This is a messenger RNA of Salmo salar (Atlantic salmon), 2541 nucleotides long. NCBI's taxonomy places the organism in Eukaryota, Metazoa, Chordata, Actinopteri, Salmoniformes, Salmonidae. The record is from RefSeq and is a predicted model, not a curated record.